Callorhinchus milii (elephant shark) is the source of this 1476-nucleotide messenger RNA. It is a transcript of the gene snx4, whose product is annotated as sorting nexin 4. The record is from RefSeq and is a predicted model, not a curated record. Gene Ontology annotation, biological process: protein transport. The transcript is spliced from 14 exons. NCBI's taxonomy places the organism in Eukaryota, Metazoa, Chordata, Chondrichthyes, Chimaeriformes, Callorhinchidae. Gene Ontology annotation, molecular function: phosphatidylinositol binding. Bases 82 to 1431 code for a protein of 449 amino acids.
UGUUGGGCGGGAGGGUGACCUGUGCCUUUAAACGCGGAGCCGUCUCUGCGGUUGCGCGGCGGUGGCUCUGAGCGGCUGGUGAUGGCGGAUCAGGAGGGAGCGCGGGGGGACGGUGCCGCCGCGGCCGCAAUGUCGGUGGGGCGUGACCCCGGGCCCCAGGCCGCCCCCGGACCAGAAGCCGGAGACAUUAGCAGCAGCAGCAGCAGCAGCACGAUGAUGGAUAAGGAAAGCUGUUUGUUGAAGAAGAUGGAGAUUAGUGUGUCGGAAGCAGAGAAACGGACUGGAAAAAAUGCAGUUAACAUGCAGGAGAUUUAUACAGUGUAUCUCAUUGAAACAAGGACAAUCGAUAAUCAGAAUGAAGGACAGAGUUCUGUGCCAGACUCUCUUUGGAGAAGAUACAGUGAAUUUGAAUUGCUGAGGAACUAUUUAGUAGUUGCAUAUUCCUUUAUAGUAGUGCCACCAUUGCCUGAAAAAAGAGCAGAAUUUGUUUGGCACAAAUUAUCUGCUGAUAACAUGGAUCCUGAUUUUGUUGAACGACGGAGGAUUGGUCUUGAAAACUUUCUGUUGCGUGUGGCUUCUCACCCUAUUCUCUCGCAAGACAAGAUCCUGUAUUUCUUUUUAACACAGGAAAAUGGUUGGAAAGAAGCAGUGAAUGAGACUGGAUUCCAAACUAAGGCAGACUCUAGAUUAAAAGCUCUCAAUGCAACCUACAGAGUUAAGAACCCAGACAGGAGAUUUACGGAGCUAAAACAUUAUGGAGAUGAAUUGCAGUCCGUCAUAUCACACCUCCUGCGGGUCAGAGCAAGAGUAGCAGAUCGUCUGUAUGGAGUAUACAAAGUGCAUGGAAAUUAUGGAAGGGUUUUCAGCGAAUGGAGUGCAAUAGAGAAGGAAAUGGGUGAUGGACUGCAGAGUGCUGGUCACCAUAUGGACGUAUAUGCAGCAUCAAUUGAUGACAUCCUAGAAGAGGAGGAGCACUAUGCAGAUCAAUUGAAGGAAUAUCUCUUCUUUGCAGAAGCUCUUCGGUCAGUGUGUAGAAAGCAUGAACUGCAACAGUAUGAUCUGGAGAUGGCUGCUUUGGAUCUAACGUCAAAGAAACAACAGAGAGAGGAGCUAGCAACUGGAACUUUGCGAACAUUCUCCUUGAAAGGCAUGACCAGCAAGCUUUUUGGACAGGAGACACCUGAACAAAGGGAAGCAAAGCUCAAGGUUUUGGAGCAGCAAAUUGUUGAUGGCGAGGAACUUGUAAAGACCAAAAAUCUGGAGUGCGAGGAUUUUGUGAAAGAUGCUUGGACUGACAUUGAGCGUUUUAAGGAACAAAAGAACAGUGACCUAAAAGAGGCCCUUAUCAGCUAUGCAGUAAUGCAGAUAAGCAUGUGCAAAAAGGGAAUUCAAGUUUGGACCAAUGCUAAGGAAUGCUUUAGCAAAAUGUAAACGUUUACCUACAAUAAAUUCUUCAAAGAUUACAUAAAAGCACAA